Bombus impatiens (common eastern bumble bee) is the source of this 1610-nucleotide messenger RNA. Its product is annotated as chitinase-3-like protein 2. The record is from RefSeq and is a predicted model, not a curated record. Gene Ontology annotation, biological process: carbohydrate metabolic process; chitin catabolic process. Gene Ontology annotation, cellular component: extracellular region. NCBI's taxonomy places the organism in Eukaryota, Metazoa, Arthropoda, Insecta, Hymenoptera, Apidae. Bases 152 to 1564 code for a protein of 470 amino acids. Gene Ontology annotation, molecular function: chitin binding; chitinase activity. The transcript has 6 exons.
AAAACCUUACCCCCACCGCAGGAUUUGUCAGACAUAUCUGUAUAAGUAUACGACCCUAAUCAUAACGCAUUGGGCGUAGUAAUAAAAGUGGUAAGCCACCCUAGAGGACUAGCGUCCUCAAGCGUCAAUUUUGACGAACAUUGUGCGUUCAAUGGUUAACCAAAUCCCCGUGCCACAGGCCAAAUAUGAAUUGUUAACAGACGUCCGACAACCACGUUGGAGAACACAAGUUCUGUGCUUGGCAUUAGUAUCUUUGAUACUUGGAGUUCUUUUCGUGACACGCGCGUGGUUGGGAAUUGUUAUCCUUCGCUCUCCAAGAGCGAAGACACUCGAUACAGAAACACUAACAGACAAUGCCAAGAUUGCUACGUGGUUACGUCGGGCUCGGAUGUACGCCGAGUCGACGAAGGAGAACCAGAAUGCGGACAGGAACAACAGCAUCAGUUCGCCACAACACUACAACACCAAUUCCUCAGGGCAAAUCAUUGUCUGUUAUUACACCAUAUCGAGCGACCUGAACACGUUCUGGGAGCUCAGUCCGUCGCACAUUGACCCUGAUCUUUGUACGCAUAUUAUCGUGGGUUUUGCGGGCGUGGUGAACUGCAGCCUAGAUUUGGGCAGUAAUUCAUCAAUCUACAAGGAAGUUAUCGCCUUGAAGAAAUUGCAACCUCAAUUAAGGGUCAUGAUCAGUGCUGGCGGCAGUAAUGAGCUCCACUUAGGUUUUUCAGAAAUGGUAAAAAAUCAUGCAAAUAGAAAAAGAUUCAUACGGUCCGUUUUAAAUGUGACAAAGACAUUUGGUUUCGAUGGACUCGACUUAGAUUGGGAAUUUCCUGCAUGGCUUGGAGCUGAUGAACGGGAAAAACUCCAUUUCGUACAAUUAUUAGAGGAAUUACGAAGAGAAUUUUAUCGCGCUACAAAAACGUUGAUUCUUUCUGUUGCAGUAGCUGCUCCACAAGCUAUUGUUGAUCAAAGCUAUAUGGUUGCAGAAAUGGCAAAGUAUGUAGAUUUUGUGAACUUGAUGUCAUAUGACUACCAUUUUUAUGUAUGGUACUAUCCAAUUACCGGACUCAAUGCACCGCUUUUCUCACAUGCUGCUGAAUCCGGUUAUCUUUCCACUCUAAAUGUUAAUUAUUCGGUUCAUUAUUGGCUUUCAAAAGGGAUGCCAAGAGAAAAGUUAAUUGUUGGGAUUCCUACUUAUGGCCACAACUAUAGACUGGAUAAUCCGCAGAAUCAUGAUUUACUCGCACCAGCAAAUGGUUUCGGAGAAUUGGGGAAGAUGGGUUUCGUUUCUUAUCCUACAGUUUGCGAGUUCCUUCAAAACGGCGCGAAGAGCGUUUUCAAACAUGAAAGCAAGGUUCCCUAUGCCUAUAAAGAUAGAGAAUGGAUCUCAUAUGACGAUGUUACAAGCGUUUACUAUAAGGCUGAAUGGAUCCGUAGGAAUAAUUUUGGAGGAGCAAUGAUAUUAUCCUUAAAUGUUGACGAUUGGAAUAAUACAUGUAAAUUCAAUGAAAGCUUUCCUUUAACUCGUACUGUUAGCAAGAUUCUCAGGUAUCAAGCCGAUUAAUCCAUUUUCGUUUGUCACUUCUUUACAUUCCAAACAGAGAUAUCGC